CUAAGAUGGCGGCAUGUCUGUGAGGAGGCUCGGAUCAAAACUCGAGGGGUUUUUUCCGUCAUCACACGAUUCUUAUGAAUCCACAAAAAACAGACCGAUUAUAAAACAAACAAAAAAUUUUCCACAGUUUUUUUACCCGGCAGUGAGAGGGAUUUUUGAUUGACCCCAUGACAUCUAUUCACUUCGUGGUUCACCCGUUGCCCGGGACCGAGGAUCAGCUCAAUGACAGGCUCCGUGAAGUCUCAGAGAAACUCAACAAAUACAGCUAUAAUAGUCAUCCACACCUUGGUGUUUUGGAGCAGGCAACCUUGAAACAGUGUGUUGUGGGUCCAAACCAUGCCGGAUUUCUCCUUGAGGAUGGACGCGUGUGUAGAAUCAGUUUUGCUGUCCAGCCUGAUCGCCUGGAGCUCAGCAAACCGGACAGCAGUGAUGGUUCAAAGUUGAGCAGUGGUUCAGGGACAGGAAGGAGCUCCAGGCCAGGCAGGACUAGUGAUCCGCCCUGGUUCCUGUCUGGCUCUGACACACUUGGCAGACUGGCAGGCAACACCCUUGGGAGUCGCUGGAGCUCGGGAGUAAACGGAGCUAGUGGAGUAGGAAGUGGUGGAGGAACAGGUGGAGGCGGGACAGGAGGUGGCAGCAGUGGAGGAGGAGGCGGCGGCGGAGGUGGAGGAGGAGGAGGAGGAGGAGGCGGCAGCGGAGGAGGAGGUGGAGGAGGAGGAGGUGGAGGCACAUCGGGAAGGUCUUCAACAGCAGCUCGUGAUUCCCGUCGACAGACCAGGGUGAUCCGUACAGGAAGGGAUCGUGGCUCAGGCCUUCUAGGUAGUCAGCCUCAGCCAGUGAUACCAGCUUCUGUCAUCCCUGAAGAACUUAUAACUCAGGCCCAGGUAGUUCUCCAGGGGAAGUCCAGGAGUGUUAUCAUAAGGGAACUCCAGAGGACCAACCUGGAUGUCAACCUUGCAGUCAACAACCUGCUGAGCCGAGAUGAUGAAGACGGAGACGAUGGAGACGACACGGCCAGCGAGUCUUACCUCCCUGGAGAAGACCUGAUGUCUCUGCUGGAUGCAGACAUUCACUCGGCUCAUCCUAGUGUGAUCAUUGAUGCUGACGCCAUGUUCUCCGAGGACAUCAGCUACUUUGGCUACCCUUCCUUUAGACGCUCCUCACUAUCUCGCCUAGGAUCCUCCAGAGUUCUCCUUCUUCCCUUAGAGCGAGAUUCAGAGCUGUUGCGUGAGAGGGAGUCUGUAUUGAGGUUACGGGAACGCCGAUGGCUAGAUGGGGCCUCAUUUGACACAGAGCGAGGCUCCACCAGCCGUGAGGGUGAGCCCAGCUUGGACAAAAAGAGCAUCCCUGUCCAGAGCCCCGUUUCCCUGGGAGAGGAACUUCAGUGGUGGCCUGACAAGGAUGGUGUGAAGUUUGUGAGUAUCGGUGCCAUGUUCUCAGAGCUGGUGGCUGUCAGCUCCAAAGGAGAACUUUAUCAAUGGAAGUGGAGCGAACCUGAGCCUUACAGGAAUGCACAGAAUCCUUCCAUUCAUCACCCACGUGUGUCCUUCCUAGGCCUGGCUAAUGAAAAGAUCACCUUAUUAUCUGCCAAUAGCAUCAGGGCCACUGUGGCUACGGAGGCCAACAAGGUGGCAACCUGGGUAGAUGACACACUAAGCACAGUGGCCUCUAAGCUCGAGCACAGUGCUCAGGCUUUCCCUGAGCUGCAGGGUGAACGCCUAGUGUCACUGCAUUGCUGUGCCCUCUACACCUGUGCACAGCAGGAGAAUAAUCUCUUCUGGUGGGGAGUUGUGCCUUUUAGUCAACGGAAGAAGAUGCUUGAAAAGGCCAGGGCCAAAAACAAAAAGCCAAAGUCUAGUGCUGGCAUCUCUUCAAUACCCAACAUCACUGUGGGCACACAGGUGUGUUUGAGAAAUAACCCCCUCUACCAUGCCGGUGCAGUGGCCUUCUCUGUCAGUGCUGGGAUUCCCAAAGUGGGAGUCCUGUUGGAAUCUGUUUGGAACAUGAAUGACAGUUGCAGAUUCCAGCUACGCUCACCAGAGAGCCUAAAAAACAUGGAGAAGACCACUAAGACCCAGGAAAUCAAGACGGAAAGCAAACCAGAGCUUGUAAAGACUGAGAUGGGUCCUCCUCCCUCCCCAGCUUCCACCUGCAGUGAUACCUCUUCCAUUGCCAGCAGUGCCUCACUGCCCUACAAGCGAAGGCGUUCCACCCCGGCUCCAAAAGAGGAAGAGAAGGUGAAUGAGGAGCAGUGGCCCCUAAGGGAGGUGGUGUUUGUGGAGGAUGUUAAAAAUGUCCCUGUGGGAAAGGUGCUUAAAGUGGAUGGCGCAUAUGUUGCUGUUAAGUUUCCAGGAACAUCAAGCAGUGUGAGCAACCAGAGCAAUGCUGCUCCCACUGACUCAGACCCUUCAUCCCUGUUACAGGACUGUAGGCUGCUUAGAAUAGAUGAGCUGCAGGUGGUCAAAACUGGCGGGACUCCAAAAGUUCCUGACUGUUUUCAACGAACACCUAAAAAGCUCUGCAUCCCAGAAAAGGCAGAGAUUUUGGCUGUGAAUGUUGACUCCAAAGGAGUCCACGCAGUUUUGAAAACUGCUAACUGGGUAAGGUACUGCAUCUUUGACCUAGCCACAGGCAAAGCUGAACAGGAGAAUAACUUCCCAACUAGCAACCUGGCCUUCCUGGGGCAGAGUGAGCGCAAUGUUGCCAUAUUUACCGCAGGACAGGAAUCUCCGAUCAUCCUUCGGGACGGAAAUGGCACAAUCUACCCAAUGGCCAAGGACUGCAUGGGCGGAAUUCGAGAUCCUGAUUGGUUGGACCUCCCUCCUAUAAACAGCCUGGGAAUGGGGGUGCACUCUCUGGCUAAUCUGCCCUCUAACUCCACAAUUAAAAAGAAAGCUGCUAUAAUUAUUAUGGCUGUUGAGAAACAGACGCUGAUGCAGCAUGUCCUGCGUUGUGACUACGAGGCCUGUCGACAGUAUCUGGUGAACCUUGAGCAGGCUUUCCUGUUGGAUCAGGGCAGCCAGGCUCUUGGAGCCAUCCUGGACAAUCGCUGUGAUGGAAACCGUAACAUCCUUCAUGCUGCUGUCUCUGUCUGCUUUCCUGUUAGUAAUAAAGAGACCAAAGAAGAAGAAGAAGCUGAAAGGUCGGAGAGGAACACAUUUGCAGAGCGUCUGUCUGCUGUGGAGGCAAUUGCAAAUGCCAUCUCCGUGGUAUCAAGCAACAGCUCUGGGAAUAGGACUGGUUCAUCAAGUAGCAGAGGGCUUCGUCUAAGAGAGAUGAUGCGAAGGUCUCUUAGAGCAGCAGGUCUCAGUCGUCAUGAGUCUGGCCCUUCGUCCAGUGACCAUCAAGAUCCUGUAUCACCUCCUAUUGCCCCACCAAGUUGGGUGCCUGACCCGCCACCCAUGGACCCCGACGGUGACAUUGACUUCAUACUAGCUCCAGCAGUGGGUUCCCUAACCACCGCCUCCACUGGGCCCAGCCAGGGACCAAGCACCUCCACCCUACCAGGGACAUCCACUGAGUCGUCUGUGGUGGAAUCUAAAGACAGGAAAGCCAAUGCCCACCUUAUCCUGAAGCUGAUGUGUGACAGUGUUGUUCUGAGGCCACACCUACGGGAGCUGCUCUCUGCCAAAGAUGCCCGUGGAAUGACCCCUUUCAUGCUAGCAGUCAGUGGGAGAGCCUAUCCUGCAGCCAUCACUGUACUGGAGGCUGCUCAGAAAAUGGCUAAGAUGGGUGACCCGAGCAUCACAGAGAAGGAGGAUUCAGAUUCUAUUUUCAUGGAAAUGAUUUGUCCGUUGGGGACAAACCCAGAUGAAUCGCCGCUCUAUGUUCUCUGCUGCAACGACACCUGCAGUUUCACUUGGACUGGAGCCGAGCACAUUAACCAGGACAUCUUUGAGUGUCGGACCUGUGGUCUACUCGAGUCCCUCUGCUGCUGCACUGAGUGUGCAAGGGUAUGUCACAAAGGACAUGACUGCAAGUUGAAGAGGACUUCCCCAACAGCAUACUGUGACUGUUGGGAGAAAUGUAAGUGUAAAACAUUGAUAGCUGGCCAAAAGGCAGCUCGCCUGGAUCUGCUGUACAGGCUACUCACAACCACCAACCUCGUCACCACGCCAAACAGCAGGGGAGAGCAUAUAUUACUGUUCCUGGUGCAGACUGUUGCUAGGCAAAGUGUUGAGCACUGUCAGUACAGACCACCACGCAUUAGAGAAGACAGAAACCGCAAAGCUGCUAAUGCAGAAGAAUCUGAUAUGCCAGAUCAUGACCUAGAACCUCCCCGCUUUGCUCAGCUGGCUCUGGAGAGAGUCUUGCAGGACUGGAAUGCCCUGAAGUCAAUGAUCAUGUUCGGUUCUCAGGAGAACAAAGACCCACUUAGUGCCAGCAGCAGAAUUGCUCACCUCCUACCUGAAGAGCAGGUCUACUUGAAUCAACAGAGUGGCAGCAUUCGCCUUGACUGUUUCACCCACUGCCUCAUUGUCAAGUGUGCUCCUGACAUCACUUUUAUUGACACCUUACUGGGUACGCUGGUAAAGGAGCUGCAGAACAAGUACACCCCUGGCCGGCGAGAGGAGGCAGUCAGCGUCACCAGGAGGUUCCUGCGUUCUGUAGCGCGGGUUUUUGUCAUACUUAGCGUUGAGAUGGCCUCAUCCAAGAAGAAAAACAACUUCAUCCCCCAGCCAAUUGGAAAAUGCCGUCGAGUUUUCCAAGCUCUGUUGCCCUAUGCUGUGGAGGAGCUAUGUAAUGUAGCAGAGUCGCUGAUUGUUCCUGUCCGAAUGGGUAUAGCAAGACCCACUGCUCCUUUCACCUUAGCCAGUACCAGUAUUGAUGCUGUUCAGGGUAGCGAGGAGCUCUUCUCUGUCGAACCUCUCCCUCCCAGACCCUCACCGGACCAGUCUAGCAGCUCCAGCCAGACAGCUGCCUCCUACAUCAUCAGGAAUCCACAGCCUAGGCGCAGCAGCCAGUCUCAGCCUGUCAGAGGAAGAGAAGAGGAUCAGGAUGACAUUGUGUCAGCAGAUGUCGAAGAGGUUGAAGUUGUAGAGGGAGUUGCAGGUGAAGAAGACCAUCAUGAUGACCAAGAGGAACAGGGAGAGGAAAAUGCUGAGGCAGAAGGUCAACAUGAUGAGCAUGACGAGGAUGGGAGUGACAUGGAGCUUGAUCUGCUGGCUGCAGCCGAAACAGAGAGUGACAGUGAAAGUAACCACAGCAACCAGGACAAUGCCAGCGGCCGCAGGAGCGUCGUCACAGCAGCAACUGCUGGCUCUGAAGCAGGUGCCAGCAGUGUCCCUGCCUUCUUCUCAGAGGACGACUCCCAGUCGAAUGACUCCAGCGACUCUGACAGCAGCAGCAGUCAAAGUGACGAUGUGGACCAGGAGACAUUCCUUUUGGAUGAGCCUCUGGAAAGGACAUCGAACACUUCACACAGCAACAGUGCAGCCCAGGCUCCUCGUUCAAUGCAGUGGGCUGUUCGAAACACACCCAGCCAGAGGGUGACUGGAAGUGCUCCCUCCAGCUCCUCAACACCAGCUGCUAGCUCCACAGGCCUGAUAUAUAUUGAUCCCACCAACCUGCGUCGCUCUAGCGCUAUCAGCUCCAGUGCUGCAGCGGCAGCAGCAGCUCUUGAGGCGAGCAACACCAGCAGCUAUCUGACGUCUGCCAGCAGCCUAGCACGAGCAUACAGCAUUGUCAUCAGGCAAAUUUCAGAUCUCAUGAGUCUGAUUCCAAAGUACAACCAUCUAGUCUACUCGCAGUACCCUGCUGCUGUUAAGCUUACCUACCAGGAUGCAGUUAACCUACAGAACUAUGUUGAAGAAAAGCUGAUUCCAACUUGGAACUGGAUGGUGUCUAUCAUGGAUUCUACAGAGGCUCAAUUAAGAUACGGCUCAGCACUGUCCUCUGCUGGUGACCCAGGUCAUCCCAGUCACCCACUCCAUGCCUCCCAGCACUCAGCUCGCAGGGAGCGUAUGACUGCUCGGGAGGAGGCCAGCCUUCGAACCCUGGAAGGUCGCAGGAGAGCAGCUACCCUGCUGACAACUCGCCAUGGCAUGAUGUCUGCGCGGGGAGACUUCUUGAACUAUGCCUUGUCAUUGAUGCGCUCCCACAAUGAUGAGCACUCUGAUGUUCUUCCUGUACUGGAUGUGUGCUCCCUUAAACAUGUGGCAUACGUUUUCCAGGCUCUCAUUUACUGGAUUAAGGCCAUGAACCAGCAGACCAAUUUGGACAACCAACAAAUGGACAGAAAAAGGAAUCGUGAGAUUUUAGAACUGGGUUUGGACAAUGAGGAUUCUGAACAUGAGAAUGACGAGGACACCAACCAAAGUUCCACGCUGCAGGACAAGGACGAUGACCAAGUCCCAUCCGAAACCGGUCAGAACCACCCCUUCUUCCGUCGUUCUGACUCCAUGACUUUCCUGGGCUGUAUCCCACCCAACCCCUUCGAUGUCCCCCUGGCUGAAGCCAUUCCCCUGGCAGACCAGCCCCAUCUCCUGCAGCCUAAUGCCAGGAAGGAGGAUCUGUUUGGUCGUCCCUCUCAGGGCUUGUACUCUUCCUCAUACAUGACAACUAAAGGCCUAGCUGAAGCAAGCAUGGACAGGAACUGCCUGGAGGUAAACAUGGGCUCCUCUCUACCCUCCCCCUCUCAGAUCCUGCCAACAAAGAUGUCCUACUCAGCCAACCUGAAAAAUGUAAUGAGUAUGGAUUGUGGCCAGGGGAGCAGAGGGAACCAGUCACUGGUGGAUCAGGAGGUGGAAGCUUCAAAACAAGGCCCAUCACCUCAUGACCUCGCUGCCCAGCUGAAGAGCAGCCUUCUUGCAGAGAUCGGCCUCACUGAGAGCGAUGGACCUCCUCUCCCAUCUUUCAGACCUCAUUGUAGUUUCAUGGGGAUGAUGAUCUCACAUGACAUGCUGCUUGGCCGCUGGCGUCUGUCACUGGAGCUCUUUGGACGCGUCUUCAUGGAGGAUGUCGGAGCAGAGCCUGGAUCUAUUCUUACAGAGCUGGGUGGCUUUGAGGUAAAGGAAUCUAAAUUCCGUCGCGAGAUGGAGAAGCUGAGGAACCUGCAGUCCCGUGAUCUGGCCCUGGAAGUGGACAGAGAUCGAGACCAGCUAAUACAGCAGACUAUGCGUCAGCUAAAUACACACUUUGGUAGGCGCUGCACAACAACACCCAUGGCCGUGCACCGGGUGAAGGUCACCUUUAAAGAUGAACCAGGCGAGGGAAGCGGUGUGGCACGGAGCUUCUACACAGCCAUUGCCCUGGCCCUCCUCUCCAAUGACAAGCUGCCUAAUCUGGACUGUGUUCAGAGUGUCAGCAAGGGCAUGCAGGCCAGCAAUCUAAUGCAGCGCUUGAGAAACAGAGAUAGGGAACGAGAGCGGAGAAGUGGAGGACUUCGAGCAGGAUCUCGGAGAGACCGUGACAGAGACUCAAGGAGACAGCUGUCCAUAGACACCAGGCCUUUCAGACCCUCAUCAGAGGGAAACCCCAGUGAUGAGCCCGACCCUCUUCCUGCUCACAGACAAGCCCUGGGUGAAAGGCUCUACCCCCGGGUUCAUGCAAUGCAGCCGGCAUUUGCCAGUAAAAUAACAGGCAUGUUGUUGGAGCUGUCCCCUGCCCAGCUCCUGCUGCUGCUGGCUAGUGAAGAUUCUCUCAGAGCAAGGGUCGAGGAGGCCAUGGAGCUUCUCAUUGCACACGGCAGAGAAAAUGGUGCCGACAGCAUAUUGGACCUGGGUCUCCUGGAGGCUCCAGAGAAAGCACAACAAGAAAACCGUAAGCGCCAUUGUUCAACGCGCAGUGUGGUGGACAUGGAGCUUGAUGAUCCAGACGAUGGUGACGACAAUGCGCCUCUCUUCUACCAGCCCGGCAAAAGAGGCUUCUACUCUCCUCGCCCUGGCAAGAACACAGAAGCCAGACUUAACUGCUUCCGUAACAUUGGCAGAAUACUGGGCUUAUGUCUGCUUCAGAAUGAGCUCUGUCCAAUCACGUUGAACAGACAUGUCAUCAAAGUGCUGCUUGGAAGGAAGGUGAACUGGCAUGACUUCGCAUUCUUUGACCCAGUCAUGUACGAGAGCCUGCGGCAACUCAUCCGCCAUUCUCAGGCUGGUGAAGCAGAAGCAGUUUUUGCUGCCAUGGACCUGGCCUUCGCGAUUGACCUCUGCAAAGAGGAGGGGGCUGGACAGGUGGAGCUUUUGUCUGGUGGUGUCAAUAUGCCAGUGACUCCUCUCAAUGUGUACGAGUAUGUCAGGAAGUAUGCAGAGCACAGAAUGCUUGUGGUGGCUGAGCAGCCUCUCCAUGCAAUGAGGAAAGGUUUACUGGAUGUACUGCCUAAGAAUGCCCUGGAGGACCUGACGGCAGAGGACUUCAGGCUGCUGGUGAACGGCUGUGGAGAAGUCAAUGUCCAGAUGCUCAUCAGCUUCACCUCCUUCAAUGAUGAAUCUGGUGAGAAUGCAGACAAACUACUGCAGUUUAAACGCUGGUUUUGGUCCAUAGUGGAGAAGAUGAGCAUGACCGAGAGGCAAGACCUGGUUUACUUCUGGACCUCCAGUCCAUCUUUACCAGCCAGCGAGGAGGGCUUCCAGCCAAUGCCCUCCAUCACGAUUCGGCCUCCAGAUGACCAGCACCUCCCCACAGCCAAUACCUGCAUCUCACGCCUUUAUGUGCCACUCUAUUCUUCAAAACAGAUACUUAAACAGAAGCUCCUGCUAGCCAUUAAGACCAAGAACUUUGGUUUUGUGUAGAGGCUUGACAGAAAAGAGUUCAAAAGGAAUAAGAAAACAUGUUUACUGUUGUGAAAUAUUUACCUAGCUUAAUUUUUGUAGAUUAAUUUUCUGUGUAUACAGUUUUACGAAUUUGACAUACUGUCGCUAUCUUCCCAGGCUGUAAUAUUUGUGUUGUGAACACAAACACCUUGUUAUUUUUUAUUUUUGUUUUUUUUUUGUGUUCAUGAAGUCCAGAACAUUCCUCCAUUGGCCCCAGUAAAAUCUAAACCCCACAGCCAUGCUCUAAUGGCUCAAACCUUAGCUUCCCAAGAUAUGUGGUUUGACAGAAGACUGUCAGCCGAAACCCAGCCAAAGAUGACAGCAGUAGAAGUAUUUAAAAGAAAAGACACACUGUGACUGAGUUUCCUUUCCCUAAAAUACUAUCAGUGACAGUUCACUGCUGCCUUUGUGGAAAGUCCUUUUUCUUGUACAAGGGAAGUAGGGAAUUUCAAAAAUAAACUUGGAUGCAAAUAA
Labrus mixtus (cuckoo wrasse) is the source of this 9224-nucleotide messenger RNA. It is a transcript of the gene ubr5, whose product is annotated as ubiquitin protein ligase E3 component n-recognin 5. The coding region runs from base 168 to 8729 and encodes 2853 amino acids. The record is from RefSeq and is a predicted model, not a curated record. Lineage: Eukaryota; Metazoa; Chordata; Actinopteri; Labriformes; Labridae. The transcript is spliced from 58 exons. Gene Ontology annotation, cellular component: nucleus. Gene Ontology annotation, biological process: DNA damage response; regulation of double-strand break repair; protein polyubiquitination. Gene Ontology annotation, molecular function: ubiquitin binding; zinc ion binding; RNA binding.